Messenger RNA from Pseudonaja textilis, 6708 nucleotides. RefSeq names its product diacylglycerol kinase zeta (gene DGKZ). The record is from RefSeq and is a predicted model, not a curated record. Gene Ontology annotation, cellular component: glutamatergic synapse; plasma membrane. Lineage: Eukaryota; Metazoa; Chordata; Lepidosauria; Squamata; Elapidae. Gene Ontology annotation, biological process: phospholipase C-activating G protein-coupled receptor signaling pathway. Gene Ontology annotation, molecular function: ATP-dependent diacylglycerol kinase activity; protein binding.
GCAGCUGGAUAAACAGAGACCUCUCUUUCCAAACUAGGACUGAAUCUCCACAGGCUGGCAGCCUGUCCUCUUCCAAGUGGCCCACACUCUUCACCUGCAGGAUUUCUCCUUCAGCUUCAGAUCAGCCCCUAAGCUCCAUGGAAUCCUUUUUCAAAAAGCACUUCAGGAGGAAGAUUGCAUCAUCAGGGCCCCAACGCUCCAGUAUGGUGACCUUGCCUGCGAGCAGAGCGAGGCGGCGUUCUGUGGUAGGUCAACCCUCUACCAUACUUGUGGAACGCCGGCGCAGAUCCAGUGCUCAGCUGCAAGAGAUGUCUUGCUUGGGCUCCUCACGCAAGCGUAGGUUGUGUUCCCGGAGGCGAUCUAGUACCACCACCCCUUGCAUGAGCCCUAGAUUCUCUGUCCAGAAGAAGCGUGGGGGCCAUGCGCAUACCAUAGAUACUCAUCUCAUAGGGCCCUCUUUGCUGCUAGCCAGUCUCAUCCAAGUGUACAAAGAAGAAGAAAGGAGGCAGUCACAUUGUCCUGAAAGCUCCAGCUCAGAGUCCCCUAAAGAUGAGAUGGUGGACAGUGACUGGAGUGAGGAAACACUUUCCUCAGGAUCUGAAGGAGCAGAGUUUGAAAAGAAGGAACUGCAGACUGAGUGCCCACUAUAUCCCAUUCCCCCAAUCCAACAUGUUCCCGAUUUAAGACCUUUCCUACGAGACCCUUAUUACCUACGCCGCAGAUCCUCCCACCUCCUUCCUGCAGAAUUUGUGCACAGCAGAGCAGCCUACGGGCUUCAAGGCCGCUACAGAUACUUCAACCAGCGGCGGUGGUCAGGCGAAACCUCCAAGACAAGUGCUUUGCUUCAGCCAUGCAGUUUUGAAAGGGCUGCCAGGAGGUGGAAGGUGCCUGUUGGAACAAGUUGGCUGCCACUGAGUACCCAUAAAUGCUUGGGAAUGGAUCCUGCCCUCAGCAGCUGUGGCAGUGACUCCUCUGAAGGCUACCAUGCCCUUUUGACAAAAGCCAUUGCCAAGUCAGGUCUCCAGCACAUGGUAGCCCAGCCAACCCCCACAUUCGCCUUAAGAAGUGACUCAGAGAGGGAGAUUCGUAAUUCUGUUGACUGGAGUGAGACUGCAGUUUAUGGGGAGCACAUCUGGUUUGAAACCAACGUCUCUGGGGACUUCUGCUAUGUGGGGGAACAAAACUGUGUGUCAAAAAUGCUGCAAAAACCUAUGUCCAAGCGCAAAUGUGCAGCCUGCAAAAUUGUAGUCCACACACCCUGCAUAGAACAGUUAGAAAAAAUUAAUUUCCGAUGCAAGCCUUCCUUUAGAGAAUCUGGAUCAAGGAAUAUCCGGGAGCCUACUGUUGUGCGGCAUCAUUGGGUACAUCGGAGACGCCAGGAAGGGAAAUGUCGACAAUGUGGAAAGGGCUUCCAGCAGAAAUUUGCCUUCCACAGCAAGGAAAUUGUAGCCAUCAGCUGUUCCUGGUGUAAGCAGGCAUAUCACAGCAAAGUUUCGUGCUUCAUGCUGCAGCACAUUGAAGAGCCCUGCUCAUUGGGGGCACAUGCUGCUGUUGUCAUCCCUCCCACCUGGAUUUUGCGUGUCCGUCAUCCCCAAAACCCUCUGAAGUCAAGUAAGAAGAAGAAAAGGACUUCCUUCAAACGGAAAUCCAGCAAGAAGGGACCUGAGGAAGGAAGAUGGAAACCCUUUGUUAUCAAGCCCAUUCCAGCACCUCUCAUGAAGCCGCUGCUUGUGUUUGUGAACCCCAAGAGUGGUGGGAAUCAGGGAACAAAGAUAUUCCAAUCUUUUAUGUGGUAUCUCAACCCUCGGCAAGUUUUUGAUCUCAGCCAGGGAGGUCCCAAAGAAGCAUUGGAGUUGUAUCGUAAAGUGCACAACUUACGGAUUCUGGCAUGUGGAGGAGAUGGUACAGUGGGAUGGAUCCUGUCAAUUUUGGACCAGUUACGCCUGAACCCUCCACCUCCUGUGGCCAUUCUUCCUUUGGGGACAGGAAAUGACCUAGCAAGAACACUGAACUGGGGUGGGGGAUAUACUGAUGAACCAUUGUCAAAAAUCCUGUCUCAUGUAGAAGAGGGGGAAAUUGUGCAACUCGAUCGCUGGAAUCUACAGGUAGACCCCAAACCUGAGGGAAAUCUAGAAGAGAAGGAUGAAACGGCCACAGAUAAGCUCCCUCUGGAUGUCUUCAACAAUUACUUCAGCCUUGGUUUUGAUGCUCGAGUGACACUGGAAUUCCACGAAUCUCGAGAGGCCAAUCCAGAGAAAUUUAACAGUCGAUUUCGGAAUAAAAUGUUCUAUGCUGGGACAGCAUUCUCUGAUUUUCUCAUGGGGAGCUCUAAAGACUUAGCAAAACACAUCAAAGUGGUGUGUGAUGGAACAGAUCUGACUCCCAAGAUCCAAGAUCUUAAGCCUCAAUGCCUCGUCUUCCUAAACAUUCCAAGGUACUGUGCAGGCACUAUGCCUUGGGGCAACCCUGGAGAGCAUCAUGACUUUGAACCCCAACGCCAUGAUGAUGGCUGCCUUGAAGUCAUUGGCUUCACCAUGACCUCUCUGGCAGCACUGCAAGUGGGUGGCCAUGGAGAGCGGCUGCACCAAUGCCGGGAGGUGGUACUCACCACAUCCAAAGCCAUCCCCAUGCAAGUGGAUGGGGAACCUUGUAAGCUGGGAGCUUCCUGCAUACGCAUUUCACUGCGCAAUCAAGCAAACAUGGUGCAGAAGACCAAGAGGAGAAACUCCAUGCCUGUAUUGAAUGAUCAACAACCAAUUCCAGAACGGUUAAGAAUCCGCGUAAGCCGAAUUGGCAUGCAUGACUAUGAGGCACUUCAUUAUGACAAGGAAAAACUCAAAGAAGCUUCCGUGCCUUUAGGAAUUAUCGUGGUUCCAGGAGACAGUGAUUUGGAAUUAUGCCGGACCCACAUUGAAAGGCUUCAAGAGGACUUCCCUUCUUGCACUUCCACUAUUCAGAAUCUAUUUCCUCAGGAGGGAGAUGGAGCCAAACCAAAGACAUUGUCAUGCCAGAAGCUCUCCCCCAAAUGGUGCUUCCUAGACUCAACCACAGCAGAUCGUUUUUAUAGAAUAGACCGUGCCCAGGAACAUCUUAAUUAUGUAACAGAGAUCUCCCAGGAUGAGUUGUUUGUGUUAGACCCAGAACUGGUGCGCACUCAAACAGUGGGCACAUCUGCCAUGCCUGACCUUGUUGAUGUUCCCUCAACACCUACAAAGCAACAUCUUCCUCUCCCAAUUUCACCACCAUCUACACCAGUCUCCAGCUCAGCAGCGGACAGCAGCCAGGCCGUUAAAGAUGAUGCUUUGAUAGAUGCUGCCAAGAAUAAUGAUUUUUCCAAGUUCAAAGAAUUGCACCGAGCUGGCAAAGACUUGAUGAUGCGUGAUCCCACAGGCCAAACUGUCCUUCACCAUGCAGUCAAAUCGGGGAGUAAGGAGAUUGUGAAAUACAUAAUUGAAAAUGCUCCUGCAGAGAUUUUGGAUGUGGCAGAAGAGAAUGGCGAGACCAGUUUGCAUCAGGCUGCAGCGCUUCGUCAACGGACCAUCUGCCAUUACAUAGUGGAGGCUGGAGCUUCACUGAUGAAAACAGAUUUGCAGGGAGACACAGCCAAGCACAGAGCUGAGAAGGCAAACGAUCCCGACCUGGCUGCCUACCUCGAAAAUCGACAGCACUAUCAGAUGAUCCAGCGGGAGGAUCAGGAAACAGCCGUGUAGCACUCAGCAUGUCUUCUUCGUUUCCUGGGAGGCAGAGAAGCCAAAUAGCGUGGGAACCUGGCUAGCCUUUUCUUGAAUGUCCAUCACACAGAGGAUCCAGAGUUUUCUGUUUGGGCUUGGCCACGGUGCUGUUAUUUAUUCAUGUAAUGGGUAUUGAACAAUGCUGACUGCCACAUGCCUCACCGCCAUCACAUUCCAUGGAUGGAUACCUCCGCCUGAUAUUUCAUUCCUAUCUGCUUCCAAGUUUUCUUGACCCUCGCCGCUGCUGCUCUCAAAGCAGGAAAACCCCUUGUCAACCGUGUGUUUAUCUCCCUAAAGGCAACAUCUGCAACCCCUUUUAGAUCUUCUGAAUCUUGAUCCCAUCAAUUCUGCUGAUUUCCCAGCAGUGGGUAUUGUCUUUCUCAAUAGUUUCAACAGUAGCAAUGCCCGUCGUCUUGGUAUAUUCUAUACUGGAAAUUUCCUAGCCCAAUUUUUGAGAAGGCAUACAGAAGAGACCUGUGUUUAUUUACGAUAGCCCUCUCUUGUUAUUCAGGCACUGUAGUAUUCAAUUACUUGUGUAAACUCUGGGUGACAGUCACAUUGGCAAGCAAUCCAAGUAUCCAAAGCAAGCUAUGCGCUUGGUUUGCAUCCUCUCAGCACAAUAUAUCCCUCUUCCUCCCUUUCUUUUAUUCCUUUUACUAUGUUGACCCUGUAUUGCAAGCCCCAUGCUGUAAAGGGUGUUUAUAUAUCUUGUAAAAACAGGGAAUACCAACUCAAAUCCCACUCUCUCCAAUUUAAGCUGCUGCAAGCUGAGUUUUGAGACUGCCACACUAAAUGUUUUGAGCAAAGUGCCUCCUCUCCAUAUUUCUUUUCCCCCCUCUCUUUUCUCUCUCUCUCUGUUCCCAUAUAUUACCUUUUUCUGCUUUUUACAUUCGCCAAUUUAGGAAAUAGCAGCCAGUUAUAAGCAUAUUCAAAAUACGUUUGGAAAGCUUGAAGUUUGCUGAGAAGGGGAGAGAAAUCUCAGCAAAAAAGGCCAUUGAUACUUGUCAUACUUAAGGACAAAGCAUUAUCAGUAUGGAAAUUACCUUUUUGUUUUAAGGAGAUAGGAGUAACUAUGAAAUGCAUCAAUAUAAAGGGAACUAUUCCUAUCAGCUAGUGUUAAGGGCAUGUUUUUAUCCAGGGAUUUGUAUUGACAAUAGUAAUAAUGAAUGGAAAAGUUUCUAUACAGCCAUCUGAUUUCUGGCCUAAAUAAGAAUGGUCCCUGGAGUUGGUUCCUAGACUCAUGCAUAGGCACAGGAUACCCACAUCAAUUGAUAAUGUUUUGGUGCACAGACUUAACGAUGUGCAAGCCCUAUGGGCACAAUUGCAGGCAGAUCCUAAUUAUCAUUCUGAGAUGUUUUGUUUACCCAAAUCUCCCAUCACUUCUUGUCCCUUUUUUUUUUUUGGGGGGGGGGGGGUUCUAAAGCAAAGCAACCCAAAACUUCCCAACAAUUAAUGAUCAGAGAAUGUGAUAUAUAGUCAACCUGUGUGUAGAUUGAAUUGAUACCCAACUGAUUCGCUAAAACAGGGACUAUAUGAAUUCCAGCUGUCAUGCAGUUCAGUUUACAAGCGUAUAAACAUGCUGUUCUACCUAAACAGUUCAAAUGAAAUAAUUGGAAUGUUCUGCUUGGUCAAGAAGAAUGGACUUAAACUGAACCAAAGGUGGAGUUUUUUAAAAAAAAUAAUUUACAUCUCCAGUGUGGGUAAGAAUUAAAUCUCAUUAAGAUUAUGGGUUCUGUUCUGAAAGUGUUGAAAAAUAGGUGGCUUUCUGAGGACACUGGAUCACAAAUUUAAGGACCCAUAGAAGAAAGCUUUGUGCACAAAAUAUAUUUAAAUUGGGCUAUCUUAAAAGAGCAGGAGAAACAAGCUGCUGGUGAAAUCAGCAUGCAAAACUUAUCAGGGAUUAUCUUCCAUAGAUGCAAGAGUUUGAAUUUAGAAAGAACGGGCUUUAAAGUCAUGGUUCUCCUAAUUGUAGGAGGCUCAACGAGAUUAAGAGUGACAAAUUUCUUACAUAUCGCUAUAUCUGACUGGAAGUUUGUUCUCCUUCAAGGCUGAGCUCGCCUGCUUUCUAUAUAUAAUGCUUUUAAGACUGAGAUGCUAAAUAUCUCUGAUAGCGCCUGAGACUUGAAAAGAUGGCCAGGUGUCCAUUUGAACCCACUCUGGGAACUGACUUUCCAUCUGGUCGUGUCCUAGUCCUUUAAACGUGGCACUAAGCAAAGGAUAAUAAUACCCCAAAGCAUACAACACUCAGAGCACAGGUCCCCGGCAAGAGGUGAAUGGUUCUAAAUCAGAAACAUUGUCAUCUCUUUGACAUCAACCCCUCCUUUCCUCUCCAGAGAUGUGGUAGAACAGCCAAAACGUGAGCAUCCGAGAAUGGUGCUGACUCACACUGCACCAUAUCAAGCCUAACUGGUUGGAUCAGCUAGGUCUCUAGCUUUGUACAACCCACUGCCGUGCCAAUAAUGGCGACUUCCCAUCCUGCAUGACAUGGCUAUAUUGUAGGUCAACUGAAGAGAAUGCCUCAUUGCUUUGCUCUAAACUAGGAGGACUCAUGCUCUGGAUUUUUAAAAUUGUAAACAUUCCUCUAUAUACAAGCUGGCUCCCUAAAUGUGUUUUAUAGCCCCGUAGGCCUGCUAUCUUCUCUUCCUCCCUUUUAUAGGUCUUCUUAAACUUUGUACAGGUAGUUCAAAAGCACACUGUUUCCUCAUCUCUAAAUGUUUGUUUGUGCAUGUGUGUGUCCUAAGCUGAGUUGCUGUGCAAUUCAAACCUUGGCUUGUUCUACUCCAAGGGGGAAGGAGUGUGUUUGAGAGUGUUUUUUUCCCCCUGUGCAAUACCUGAUUCCCAUUUCCUAGUAGGACACUUUUGGUUUGACUGUUUUGGUUUGGUUUUUUUUUUUUUUUUAAUGUAACUACAUUGGAAGCUUGUGCUUCUGACUUUCUCUUUGACAGUUUAAAUGUUUUGUUGAGUUUUGCCAUUAAAA